Marchantia polymorpha subsp. ruderalis is the source of this 3965-nucleotide messenger RNA. The record is from the annotation of a GenBank genome assembly. Lineage: Eukaryota; Viridiplantae; Streptophyta; Marchantiopsida; Marchantiales; Marchantiaceae.
GACGAUGGAAACAUGUGGAAAAGAAGGUGAUGGCCAGGCGUUGCGCGAUGUCUGCUGACCAGGGAAGUGAGCGAGCGUUGCCGAUGCCGAUGUGAGGAUAGGGUAGCGGACGGGGCUGGCCAAUGGACGCAAUGCCUGGCCUGCUGCUCGAGCUCAUCCAUCCCCCUCCCGCUCCGACGGAGCGCAGCGACUGAAUUCGCGCCGGGCCCAGAUUCCGUCCGUCGGCCGCGGAUUGGGCAGCGGCACAUUUGGAUCCUCGGUGAGCAGGCGAGGCGACGUCCGCGGGCGGAAUUCGAAUUCGAUGUUGUGGAAUUGAUUGAUUGAAGGCUUGGGAUUUGGCAGACGGCGGAGUUCUUGAAAUGGCGGCGUUGUGAGGUUGCUGCGGAUCCAUGGCGCCCAUGCACUGAGGCCCGUGGACUGAGUUGAGUGCCAGAUUCGAGCAUCGCUGCGAUCUGUUGCGACGCCAGAGCCGGAAGCUCGAGAGCUAUGGCUGCGUUUCUGCCCGGCGUCCAGCAGGCCACUGCUGCUGCUUCGGCUUCUUCCGCAGCGGUUUGCCCAUCCGUCGCCAAGUCGUGCCGUUCAUGCCAGUCGUCUCAGAUCGUGUGUGCUCCAUCGCAGUUGUGUUGCCGAGGAUUGUCCGGAGCCUUCCUCAGAAGAUCUAACCGGAUCAGUUUGGGAAGAGGGUAUGUUGACAUCAGGAAGAGAUUCAAGGGCAAAUAUGCGUUGAAGGCCACUGCAUCCGCUGAACAACAAGCUGAGGUCUUCAAUUCCUCUGGGAGUGUAGUAGUUCCCACUCCCACUCCCACACCCACUCCAUUCGAUGCCUUCAAAUUUGCUAGUGAGGAUGGAUCCUCAGGACAGGCUGUGGAUGCAGUUAAAUAUGUAUCUGAUAGUGGAUCAGCUGGAACGCGUCUGCUAAGUGCCAAGGAGAAGUACCUUCAAUCCAUCAAUGGCGGACUUGAGCCGCCCAAGAGUGAGAACGUGGACAUGUUCGGUGGGUUUAAAGAUAUGUUCAAAGGCUUCGGUAAUACAGGUGACUCGGUGGAUAGCUCGGUCAAAGGCGAUGUUGUUAAGUCUGCUACAGGUAAUGACAGAGCUGGGGACGCUAUCUUGAAUGCUAAGAAGCAACUGCUACAAUCAUUUGGAGGCGGAGGUGAGAUUCAGUCCCAAAAUGAGGCAAAUGAAGUGGAUGUUCUGGGUGGGCUGAAGGAUGCUAAGACCUCGGCUACGGAUUCAGUGAACAACUUCUUCAAGGGUAUUACAGAUUCUAUGGACUCGGUGGGCAAGGCGAUUAAGGACACUGGAGUCAAGUCUGCAACCGAGGAAGAAAUUGCUGGGGAGACUGUUUCGAGUGCCACGGAGUCUGUCCAGAAUAUGUUGGAAAGCACAACAGACUCCGUCGAUUCAGUAGGUAAUGUGAUAAAGGAGAAUGGAAUCAAGCCUGGAGACCAGGAUGGGUCACUCGGGGAGACUAUGUCCAGUGUGAAUGAAUCUGUCGAUAGCUUUUUUAAAGGACCAACAGAUUCUGUCGACUCAGUGGGUAAUUCAAUUAAGGAUAGUGUGGUGAAGUCUUCAACGGAGGAUGGAUCCUCGGGUGAGGCAUUGUCAACCGCUAAGGACUCGAUGGACAAUAUUUUCAAAGGCAUUACGGACAAUGUCGAUUCAGCUAGCAAAACAGUGGAAGAAAGUGUACAGAAUUCUAUGGCCGAAGAUGGAUUAGCAGGGAAAGCUUUGUCUAGUGUCAAAGAGUCAGUGGACAAUCUCCCAAUCCAAGAUAAUGUGGAUUCAACUGCUAAUUCUGUCAGUGAUAUCGUAAUGAAAUCUGCAACUGAGGACGUAUCAUCAGGAGAGACUCUGUCAACCGUGAAGGACUCAAUGAGUGAUGUAAUCAAGGACAUCACAGAUACGGUUAACUCCGCUGGCAGUUCAGCUAAUGACAGUGUAGUUGUCAAGACUGCAACCGAAUCUGGAUCAGCUGGGGAGGUUGUGUUGAGUGCCAAAGAGAGGUAUCUUCAAUCCAUAGGGGGUGGACUUAAGCAGUCACAAAAUGAGGAUGUGUUUGACGGACUGAAGGGUGCAGAUAUUGAUGUUUUUUCUAGUUUGAAAGAUGCUCAAAAUGCAGUUACAGGUUCCGUAAAUAAUUUUGUGAAAUCCAUAACCGAUGCAAUUGACUCAGCUGGAAAUCAAGUGAAGAGCUCCUACGAAAGCUUCAAUGGAUCCUUAGUCAAAGCGGUGAAAUCAGCUACAGGGUCGGUGGAUAAAAGUGUCAGUGGUCUCCAACCAAAUGUCGAUGGUAUCAAACCUCCCAGAAUUUCUGUGGACAUUGACUUCACGGCCCCUUUCCGGAUGGGGACGCCGGCCAAUGAUGCUCUCAAGGAAGUUGUCGUCGUUGUCAAAGAUGUAACCGGUACUGUACUUGUAACAGCUGGAGAGUUACUCACCAAAUUUUAUGCUUCUGCAAAGUCUUCUUUACCAGAAGACGCGUUGAUCAUACUCAAUGAUAUCGAAGAGAAAACCUCUCAAAUAGCCCAGCCUUUGGGCUCAGCCUUUGAUCAGGCCUAUGCAAUCGUUAUAGAUGUAGAAAAAUCUGCGGGUAUCAAUCCGGAAAACCCUGUCAUACCAGUAAUUUUGGUUGUUGGUGGUACUCUUUUCCUGAGUGUCAGCUACUUUCAGAGCAAGUAUGGAGGAUACGCGGGAGACUUGCCUCCAAAUGAGGCAUUGGAUCUGCUCAAGAAUGAGGGCAAUGUUGUGAUGGUUGACAUACGUCCACAGGAAAUUAGGGAAGCCGAAGGAAUCCCAGAUCUGCGUCGAUCAGCCAGAUUUAAAUUUGCUGCAGUUGAAGUCGUGAAGGCGGAUAAGACGAUUCGAGGCCAGCUGAAGAAUGCCGGUGAUAUCGAUAGCCUUCUCACUGCAGCUGUUAUACGCAAUCUAAAAAAUGUCGAUGGUGGCACGAAGAUUAUUGUACUGGACGAGGACGGCACACAAUCGAAGCAGAUUGCUAGAGGGUUGAGGAAAACUGGAUCGAAGCGAGCAUACCGAGUAGAUGGAGGAUUUAAAGCAUGGGCUUCUCAAGGACUUCGCUCCAAGAUGGAUAUUCCACAGACUCCCCUUACGAUCCUAAAAGAGGAGACUGAAGCCAUUGUUGAAGAAGUGAAGCCAACCGUGGCUGGCGUUGUUGGAGUAUCAGUGGGCUUGGUGGCCGGCACAUAUGCUCUGCUAGAGUGGGAGAGGACGCUUCAACUUAUUGGUGUCAUCGGACUCGCUGCGACUCUCUACAUCAGGGUGGAAUCCUACGAAAGUGUCGAAGACGUCAAAGCAGAUAUACAGUUACUGCAGAAGCCUUUCAAGUCUUUCAUUCAAGCAAUUCUUCUUUUAACGGGCCAAGCGGAGAAAGGAGAACUUCAGCUGGCAACUUCACCUGCAUCCUCUGCCGUUCAGGGAAGAAUGCUUCAGGCAGCUGCUAAACAUGGACCGUUGGCUUCAGAAAUGGAACAACAGCAGGACGAAUCGAGUCCGACACCAGAGGACGAGAUGUCCAGCGCUGUUGAUAGUGAACUCAACGAAAGUCAUUCAGCAAGUAUGCAAGAGCCUCCGCAGUAAGACCUUACGAGAAUAAUUGUACAUCAUUAGCCUCUAUUAGACGUUGAACCCUGAUUCUUCGACCAGAGGAAGAGUCAUGUGUGCAGGACGAGAGCAUGUCAAAGACCUGGGUUGGAUCAUUGUGGGAAGAAAAUGUUUCUGCAUAUCCCACCGUAUGUUGAUGUAUUUUAGUUGAGGGGAGCGAGCUCACUUCGUACUCGCAAGUGAGAGGAGAGCUACCACAAUGUAUUGUGCAAAGCACAAUUGUACACUUAAUCUUUUUAGAAAUUUCUCAAAUUUGUAGACAAUCCGGGCAUAAGAAGAACCGCUGUGUAACUGUGAAACAACAGUUUCAAAUAAUUUGACGACAACAUACUGUACUUUUU